AUGAGCCCCAAUAUUGAAGUUGAAAAUUUAGUGGAAAAAUCAAGGUUUCCAAAGACUGUAAAUGAAACACUAGGAAUAAUUGCUUAUUUUCCAUUUGGAGUUAUUUUAGUUGUUUUAAGAGUUUUUAUUGCAAUAAAUGCAUUACUUUUGACAGUGAUAUUGAGCAAUUACCCAAAUAUCCGCAGACCACUUUUAAAAAUUAUGUCUGGUGUUCUCGGAUUAAUUGUUGUUGAAAAAGAAAAUUCUUCAAUUAAGAACAGCAGAGUGUUGGUUUCAAAUUAUUUGUCAUUAUUUGAUCAUAUUGCGUUGCAUUUGGCAACAGGAAGUUUUGCUCCGACAGCUGUAUUCAGUAGACCUGUGGGAUUGUAUUUCGGGCUGAUAUCUACAUUAACUAACGACAAUAUUACAACGGAAAGCACUGUAUUGAAACAGUUUUUAGCUAACGAUAAUGAAAAAACAUUGCUCUUAUUUCCAGAAGGAGCUUCUACUAAUGGAAAGUGUGCUCUACUUAGAUUUUCUAAUGCACCAGCUUUAAUAAGUGACAAUUUACAACCAGUAGUUUUAACAAUUACUCGACCAUCAUUUGCGAAUAUUAAUUUAUCAGUGCUCGGAUCGAAAAAUUUCACAGAAAUAUUUUGGUUUUUUUUUGUUCCAUUCACAAAAUUUGAGUACAAACUUCUCGAGGUGAUUCAAAGAUCUGAAGACGAAUCUAAUGAAACUUUAAUGUCCAGGGUGGAAAUAGCCAUUUCACAAGAACUCAACAUAUCUACUUCAAAUAUUACAAAGAACGAUAAGGAAGAUUAUAAAAAAAAAUAUUUAUUGGAAUUGGCCGAAAACGCUAGAAAGCAUAACAAACAUGUAACCCUGGAUAAUUUUGAAGAGGAUCCUGAAAUAUUAAGAAUGGCUGCACAAGUUACUGAUGUUCUUCCAUAUGUUCCCCAGAAUGUCGUUGUUGCCAACCUUAGGCGAACAAGAUGUGUUGACAUAACAAUUACAAAUAUACUUGAUGGCACUAUUAAGUUUACUCCAUUGCCACAGUCUUCCAAAGUACCAAAACCGACGUCCAAAAGAACAGAACCCAAUAAUUUUGGAGUUGGAUCAUUCAUGGAGAGGAAAGCAAAGUUGAUUGAUGAAGCCCGCCAACGGUACAUUAAAAAACAUGGACUUCAUCACUUGGUCCAGUGA
Macrosiphum euphorbiae (potato aphid) is the source of this 1185-nucleotide messenger RNA. The record is from the annotation of a GenBank genome assembly. NCBI's taxonomy places the organism in Eukaryota, Metazoa, Arthropoda, Insecta, Hemiptera, Aphididae.